This is a messenger RNA of Megalops cyprinoides (Indo-Pacific tarpon), 1710 nucleotides long. RefSeq names its product G-protein coupled receptor 22-like. Gene Ontology annotation, biological process: G protein-coupled receptor signaling pathway. Gene Ontology annotation, molecular function: peptide binding; G protein-coupled receptor activity. Lineage: Eukaryota; Metazoa; Chordata; Actinopteri; Elopiformes; Megalopidae. The transcript has 2 exons. Bases 270 to 1610 code for a protein of 446 amino acids. The record is from RefSeq and is a predicted model, not a curated record. Gene Ontology annotation, cellular component: membrane.
UUCUCUGUGUAAUCCUCUCAUCCAUCAACGUCUCACUCAUCUGAGGUCUGUGCCCUCUGACUGCUGGAGUCUGGCACGACACAGACCCGCGCAAAGCAAGUCACGCUUAGCGGAAGCGGAGCCGCCAGGGGGAGCCACACAGAGGCUGACUGUGGUGUGGAGUUUAAAACAUGCGGGGAUCCGGUGGCACCCUGUCCGGGCCGCGAGGGGGUCAGAUCUGACCUGAGGAGGACCUGCUGAGACAGAGGCAGGGCCUGGGGGCGGGGAUAAUGCAUAUCCUGCCCUCGCUGGACGAAGCAGCCACCAUGAGCAACGUCACUGUGCAGGAUGUGAUGGAGCCGGCCUCGGACGGCCCGCCAGCCGCGCCCUUCCCCGUCAGCUACCAGGUGCCGCUCACCUGCUUCCUGGUGCUGGAGAUCGUCCUGGGCCUGAGCAGCAACCUGACGGUGCUGGCGCUCUACUGCAUGAAGUCUGACCUGAUCGGCUCGGUCAGCAACGUGGUGACGGUCAACCUGCACGUGCUGGACGCGGCGGUGUGCGUGUGCUGCGCGCCGCUGACGGCGGCCGUGGUGCUGCUGCCGGCGGGGGCCGACGCCGCCCUGCUCUGCUGCUUCCACGAGGCCUGCGUCUCCUUCGCCAGCGUCGCCACCGCCGCCAACGUGCUGGCCAUCACGCUGGACCGCUACGACAUCUCUGUGCGGCCCGCCAAUCGCGUGCUGACUAUGGGCCGGGCGGCGGCGCUGCUGGGAGCCGUCUGGGCCGUGUCCUUCUUCAGCUUCCUGGUGCCCUUCGUGGAGGCUGGGUUCUUCGGGCAGGGCGGGCUGGACCGGAACCGGACGGCGGAGCCCCCGGAGGACGGGGACGACCGCUACGACCGCUAUGACCGCUACGACCGGGAGCUCGAACUCUACUACCACCUGCUGGCGCAGAUCCCCAUCUUCCUCUUCACCGCCGUGGUCAUGCUGGUCACCUACGCCAAGAUCCUGCAGGCGCUCAACAUCCGGAUUGGCGCCCGCUUCCAGGCGGCGCGGAGGAAGAAGGCCGUCUCCACGGCGACGCAGCCCGAGGCCCCCGAGGCGGCGCAGGGCGACAGCGGAGGGGGGGCAGAGGCAGGGGCAGGGCCGGGGGCGGCCACGGGGGGGCGGAGCACCACGCUGGGCAUGCGCGCAUCCGUGUCGGUCAUCAUCGCCCUGCGGCGGGCGGUCAAGCGGCACCGCGAGCGGCGGGAGAGGCAGCGGCGGGUCUUCCGCAUGUCGCUGCUCAUCGUCUCCACCUUCCUGCUGUGCUGGACGCCCAUCACCGCGCUCAACGCCGCCAUCCUGGCCACAGGGCCCGGCCGCCUCACCCUCCGCCUGCGGCCCGCCUUCCUGGUCAUGGCCUACGGCACCACCGUCUUCCACCCGCUGCUCUACGCCUUCACCCGCCAGAAGUUCCAGAAGGUUCUGCGGAGCACCAUGAAGAAGCGGGUGGUGUCCAUCGUGGAGGCCGACCCCCUGCCCAACAACACGGUCAUCCACAACUCCUGGAUCGACCCCAAGCGGAACAAAAAGGUGACGUUCGAGGAGAGUGAGCUCCGGCAGAAAUGCCUCUCUUCAGAAGAAGUGGUGUAAAAAAAGACACUAGUUUUCACCACGUUGCAAAAAUGAAAAGGCCACGAAGACAACCGUCAUCAGGAAACAAUGCAUCGAAAAGGGCAAAACCCAGCCACCC